Messenger RNA from Trichoderma aggressivum f. europaeum, 1635 nucleotides. RefSeq lists its product as uncharacterized. The record is from RefSeq and is a predicted model, not a curated record. NCBI's taxonomy places the organism in Eukaryota, Fungi, Ascomycota, Sordariomycetes, Hypocreales, Hypocreaceae. The transcript has 6 exons. Bases 1 to 1635 code for a protein of 544 amino acids.
AUGUUCCUCCCUGGUAGCCGGGCCUGGGCGUGCUUCAUCAAUGAGGCAUACGAACAUGUAGGACCGGGGUUUGGGCAUGGUGAGACAACACGUGAAUUGGAUGGGGACACGCAUGAUGAGAGCGAGAUGUGCGCGCGUGUGCCACCAACACGGCUACUGGCCGCAGAUUUUGCUGUUGUCGCCAGCCAUGUGCAACAACCUUGUUAUACUCUUGUCGUUGUGCGGGUGCGGGUGCCUGAUGAGUUGGCGUUUGGUGAAACGUGGAGGAUUGCGACAAUUCCAACAACAAUGCAUGCAUUUCGGAUAAAUGAGACGCCGCCAACGGCAAUCAAACGUUGCCAUCAUCGGCUUGCUUGCUUCGUACAGGCACAGGCACAGGCAAGGACGCCCAGCCCAGCCCAGCCAGAACGCACGCGCCAUGUGCCCAAUAUCCGCUCGCAGAGCCAGUCUGAAGCCGGCGGCGCAUCCAGAGUGGAGGCGGGAAAUGAGCAGCCAAGACGCCCAUUUGCUGAGGGUGCCCAUGUUCUGGGCCAUUGGCGCCGGGGCCGGGCUGAGCUGCGAGUAGAAGAAGAGAAGAGGGAAGAGAAGAAAAGAGAGAAGCCGUCGUGGGGCGAGUAUUAUACUCGUUACGCUCUUUUUCUUUCGUGCCGCCGCCAUACGCCAUCACCGCUAUCGCGCAUCUUUUGCACUCAUUUCGCAAACCAUCCUCACGAGACAAUCACAAUCCCCACGUCCAACACGCACGACGCGCGAAACCAUCGCCACCACUGUCCUUCUCAAGUCAAGAUGCUCUUCCGAACUGCCACCUCUGUUGCCCUCCUGGCCUGCGCCGCCAGCGUCAGCGCCGAGCCCAAGCCCUACCGCCUGGCCAUGAUGCCCGUGCUUGGACAGAGCCUUGCGCGCCGCAGCACCAAUGGAUACCAGCCCGAGCUGUCUCAGUGCCACGAUGGCGACACCUGUGCCGAAGCCUGCGGCUCCGAGUACACCGAGUGCGCCUCCAGCGGCAAGGAGACUCACUGCUACAACCCAUCCGUCAAGCAGAGCUGCUGCGCUGAUGGCUCUGGCAACUCUUGCGACGAGGGCUACUACUGCACUCACGACCACGCUCUCAAGACCUGGUGCUGCCCGGAUAACAUGGAUCUCGCUGCUUGCGCCGCUGCUUAUAGUGUAGCCGGCGGCCUCGAGUCCGCCACUCCUACUUCGACCAGCACUUCCAGCACCAGCACCAGCACCAGCACCUCAACCACCAGCACGACUGUUGUCACCACCAGCGCUGCUCCUACCACCACCAGCACCACCGAGGCCCCCACAACCACUGCUGCUCCCACCACCACCACCGCUGCUCCCACGACUACCAAGGCUCCCGCCACCACCGUGACCAAGGUUGAUGAGGAGACCACCACUGUUCCUCGCACCACCAGUGCUGGAUUCACCAGCGCCUACACCGGCUUUAACAGCACCGUUACCAGCUCUGUGCCCAACCAGCCCAACCAGUCCAAGACUCCUCUUCCUCCUGUCGCGUCCAUCUCCACUGGCGCUCCUCAGCCUCCCCAGCCUUCCACCAUCAGCGGUGCUGCCACCACCAGUGCCAGCGCCCUGCUGCUCCUCGCCGCCGGUGUCAUCGCCCUUUUGUAA